ACUUGGUCUCCUUUUUCAAAUUGAGGCGCCGAGUCGUUGCUUGGUUUCCUGGGCUUAGGCGGAGACUGGGUUGCAGGUUCGAAGGCUCCGGAUAGUGCCGGACACAAGUGCGGCCAGAGUCCCUGGUGGAGAGCGAUUUUCCCGCCUAUGGGCAGCACCUGGCAGGGAAGGAGAUCACCCAGGUCCACGACGCUGCAGAGCCACUCCACGCCCUUGGGCGCAGGAGUCUGAGACCAGGCCUUGAUUUUCGGCGGGGACAGUCAUGGCGUCUCAGCCGAAUUCCUCUACGAAGAAGAAAGAUGAGAAGGGAAAGAACAUCCAGGUGGUGGUGAGAUGCAGACCAUUUAAUUUGGCAGAACGGAAAGCUAAUGCCCAUUCUGUAGUAGAAUGUGACCACGUAAGGAAAGAAGUUAGUGUACGAACUGGAGGACUGGCUGACAAGAGCUCACGGAAAACAUAUACUUUUGAUAUGGUUUUUGGAGCAUCUACUAAACAAAUUGAUGUUUACCGAAGUGUUGUUUGUCCAAUUCUGGAUGAAGUUAUUAUGGGCUAUAAUUGCACUAUUUUUGCAUAUGGCCAAACUGGCACUGGAAAAACGUUUACAAUGGAAGGUGAAAGGUCCCCUAAUGAAGAGUAUACUUGGGAGGAGGACCCUUUGGCUGGUAUAAUUCCACGUACUCUUCAUCAAAUUUUUGAGAAACUUACUGAUAAUGGUACUGAAUUUUCAGUCAAAGUGUCUCUGUUGGAAAUCUAUAAUGAAGAGCUUUUUGAUCUUCUUAAUCCGUCUUCUGAUGUUUCUGAGAGACUACAGAUGUUUGAUGAUCCCCGUAACAAGAGGGGAGUGAUAAUCAAAGGUUUAGAAGAAAUUACGGUACAUAACAAGAAUGAGGUCUAUCAAAUUUUGGAGAAGGGAGCAGCAAAAAGGACAACUGCAGCAACUUUGAUGAAUGCCUACUCGAGUCGUUCCCAUUCAGUUUUCUCUGUUACCAUACAUAUGAAGGAGACUACAGUUGAUGGAGAAGAGCUUGUUAAAAUUGGAAAGUUGAAUUUGGUUGAUCUUGCUGGAAGCGAGAACAUUGGCCGAUCUGGAGCAGUUGACAAGAGAGCUCGGGAAGCUGGAAACAUCAAUCAAUCCCUUUUGACUUUGGGAAGGGUUAUUACUGCUCUUGUAGAAAGAACACCUCAUGUUCCUUAUCGAGAAUCCAAACUAACUAGAAUCCUCCAGGACUCUCUUGGGGGACGUACAAGAACAUCUAUAAUUGCAACAAUUUCACCUGCAUCUCUCAAUCUUGAGGAAACUCUUAGCACAUUGGAAUAUGCUCACAGAGCAAAGAACAUACUAAAUAAACCUGAAGUUAACCAGAAACUCACCAAAAAAGCUCUGAUUAAGGAAUAUACAGAAGAGAUAGAGCGUCUGAAACGAGAUCUUGCUGCAGCCCGUGAAAAAAAUGGAGUGUACAUUUCGGAAGAAAAUUUUAGAGCCAUGAGUGGAAAACUAACUGUUCAAGAAGAACAAAUUGUAGAAUUGGUUGAAAAAAUUGCUGCCAUUGAGGAGGAGCUAAAUAGGGUUACAGAAUUGUUUAUGGAUAAUAAAAAUGAACUUGACCAAUGCAAAUCUGAUCUGCAAAAUAAGACACAGGAACUUGAAGCCACUCAAAAACACCUGCAAGAAACUAAAUUACAGCUUGUUAAAGAAGAAUAUAUCACAUCAGCUUUGGAAAGUACUGAGGAGAAACUUCAUGAUACUGCCAGCAGGUUGCUCAACACAGUUGAAGAAACUACAAAAGCUGUAUCUGGUCUUCAUUCUAAACUGGAUCGUAAGAAGGCAGUUGAUCAGCACAAUGCAGAAGCUCAGGAUAUUUUUGGCAAAAACCUGAAUAGUCUGUUUAAUAGUAUGGAAGAAUUAAUUAAGGAUGGCAGUUCAAAACAAAAGCACAUACUAGAAGUUCACAAGACCUUGUUUGGAAAUCUGCUGUCUUCCAGUGUCUCUGCAUUAGACACUAUUACUGCAACAGCACUUGGAUCCCUCACAUCUAUUCCAGAAAAUGUGUCUACACUUGUUUCUCAGAUUUCUAACAUGAUAUUAAAAGAACAGUCAUUAGCAGCAGAAAGUAAAACUGUACUUCAGAAACUGAUUAAUGUACUUAAGACUGACCUUCUCAGUUCACUGCAAACAGUUUUAUCCCCCACCGUGGUAUCUAUACUGGAAGUCAAUAGUCAACUAAAGCAUAUUUUCAGGACUUCAUUAACAGUGUCUAAUAAGAUAGAAGAUCAGAAAAAGGAAAUGGAUGGUUUUCUCAGUACACUGUGUAACAAUCUACAUGAACUGCAAGAAAAUACAAUUUCUUCCUUGGCUGAAUCACAGAAGCUGUGUGAAAACUUAACUGAAGACCUGAAGACAAUACAGAAAAUCCAUUCACAGGAACUCUGCCAGUUAAUCAGUCUUUGGGAGGAAAGAUUCUGUGCUUUGGAGGAAAAGUGUGAAAACAUCCGGAAACCACUUACCGGUGUUCAAGAAAAUACAGAGCGGAAAUCUAAAGAUAUGAUCAGCAAAACAGCUUCUCACAGUGAAAAAUUUUGUGCUGAGUUUGAUCACCUAUCAGAGGAACUCAGACAUUUUAACCAAGAAGGUACAAAAUUGGUUGAAAAGUCUGAGAAACACUGUGAUAAACUCAGUUGCAACCUUGAAAUAAUAUCUCAAGAGACUGAACAGAGAUGCGAGGCUCUGAACACAAACACACUUUGUUUUUCUGAGCAUUGGGUAUCUUCCUUAAAUAAAAGGGAAGAGGAACUUCAGAAUUUAUUGAAGGUUGUAAACCAAGAUUGUGAGGCUUCAAGUUCAGAGAUUACUGAAAAAUUAAGUGGAUGUUAUGCAGCUCAUGAGAACCAGCAUAACAUUUUUCUUGGAAAGUUAACUAUUGGUGAAGAAGAAUUAAUGACACAUAGUCAAGAACUUAAUAAAAUCAUAAAAAUUGGCUCGACUAAACUUAAUUGCUUUCUACAACAGGAUCUGAAACUGGAUGUCCCAACAGGUACAACACCACAAAGGAAAAAUUAUUUAUACCCAUCAAUACUGGCAAGAACCCAGCCACGUGAACUGCUCCUUGAUGAGUUGGAAAAGAAACAGCCUGAGCUGUUAAUGAUGUUAAAUUGUUCAGAAAACAACAAAGAAGUGACCAGUCAGGACUUGGAUGAAGAAAAGGCGGUUCUGGUGCACACUGCUGAAGAAUCUCUAAGUCAAGAGCCAUCGGUCGAUACCAGUGAGGAUUGUUCAUCUAGUGGUGGGGUUCCCUUUUUCCAGCAUAAAAAAUCACAUGGAAAAGACAAAGAAAACAGAGGCAUUAAUCCAUUGGAGAGGUCUAAAGCAGAAGAAGCUGCAGAGCAAUCUGUUACGAAGAGCAGGUUACCUCUACGAGCCCAGAAUAAUUUUUGGAUAACUUAAGGACUGGUAAUUGUAUUUUCUAAGGAAAAUGAAAAAUAAAACCUGUAACUCCAGAACUUGAGCCUUUUGUAUAGAUUUUAAAAUGAAUGGAAAGUAUCAAGGCAGUACUGUAGGGUUUUAGUUUGAAUUUAAUGUUGACCCAUUUUUCUAUGAUUCCUGUAGUUCACUGUCUGUUAAGUUGGGUUUCAUCUUUGCAUUGAGUAAAUACAUAUUUCUAGCUUUUGAUAUAAAAUAGCUCUUUAUAACAAAUGAAAAAUAUUUUUCUUAUGUAUUACUAAAUAGCAGCUAUAUAGAAGCUGCACUUUUUCUUUGGCUUGAAUGCUACAUAGGUAAAUAUCACCAACACUUGUUCUUGAGAAGGACUAUAUCCUUUCUUUUCUUGCUCUGCUUGAAUUACAUUUAUAUUUGCUUGCCUCCUUCCCUAGACUUUGUUACUCUGCCUUCUCAGUUCACUUUCUCCCCUUUUAUUUGUCACCAAACCAUUUGCAGAGCUACAGAAUGGUAUCCAUUAUAAUGAGAUAGCCAGAAUUACUAGAAACCUUUAACACUUUUUUUGUGGUUAUCUCUAAAAUCACUGUCAACAAUACACAUAACCCUAGAAGUAUUCCUUCCUUCAGUAUUUUUAAUUUUCUUCCCUCUUGGUGUGAAAGCAUUUCAUUCUUUUACAAAGCCUAACACAUUAGCCCCCACAGAAGUUCAUUCUUCUCCAGAAUAUCGAUUGCUAUUACAGAGAACUACAUAGGGCUCUGAUCAGUGGCUGUGUGACCCCCAUUUUGAGGCCUGUAUCUUGUGUAAAAGGUCACAGUGGUUUAAGGGCUUUUUGAAGCUUAUUAACUAUGAUUAUAAUUUAUUCUUUUGUUUACCUGGUGAAACUUUUUGUUCUUUGUAUAUAAUAAACUAUGUGUGUGUGUAUAUAUAUAUAUAUAUAUAUAUUCUCUGUUGAAAUCUUAACCCUUAGAAGGGCCCUGACAAUUUUGAUCUGGCAGCCAAAUUUCUGGAAGUUGGUAUGUAUCAGCAUGAAGAACCAGAGCACUUAGAAGGAAAAUAUGCAAAGAAUAAAUUUUGUGCCCACAUCAAAUUAAGUGUAUAAAUUCAGAGUUUGAUUUUGAUAGCUAAAUAGAACCAAACUUUGUUGGAGAAUUAGAAAAUGUGCUACUUUGAGGAACUAAAUUUGCCUUGCAGAAGUACAAAUUAUCUUAAUAAGUAUAAUCAUAUAAUUUCUCUGUGAAAUCAGAUGUCAACAUAAGCUAUGGAUUAUAUAAAAAACAUCCUCAGUAAAU
Phacochoerus africanus (Common warthog) is the source of this 4722-nucleotide messenger RNA. It is a transcript of the gene KIF11, whose product is annotated as kinesin family member 11. Lineage: Eukaryota; Metazoa; Chordata; Mammalia; Artiodactyla; Suidae. The record is from RefSeq and is a predicted model, not a curated record. Gene Ontology annotation, molecular function: microtubule binding; ATP binding; plus-end-directed microtubule motor activity. Bases 263 to 3442 code for a protein of 1059 amino acids. Gene Ontology annotation, biological process: microtubule-based movement; mitotic spindle assembly. Gene Ontology annotation, cellular component: spindle microtubule; nucleus. The transcript is spliced from 22 exons.